AAUGGGAUGAAGAGAGAUGGAAUUUAGGACCCAGGGGGAGAGCAGCCACUGUGUGGAGAAGGUGCACACGCAUCCUACCAAAAUUUUCAUAGCCCCGUGGAGCCAAGGCUGGCUUAUUCACAGUUCUUUGGAGAGAUCUUAGGCUGAUGCUAACAGAAAGAAACCUUCCUACCCACCCAUUUUAGCAGCAAGGAUUCCAGGAGCAAAACAACUCAAACAGAGGCUGUACAGCGUUUCGAAGUGAAUGGUCAGAAAAGUGGCUCCUUCGUUGAAUGGAUUCCACUGAAUAUGGAUUGAACAUGAGAUGUAUUUGCAUGGAUGUGGAAAAUGACUGCCAGUUGUGUCCUUCAAUGUAGUUCAAGCAGAUGAAUGGAUCUUAAUUCUUACAGACUAUUAGUUGAAUGGAAUCAGCUUUUCUGCUAAUCAGACAUCUGAAGUAUUUGGAAUCAAGACUUUUACAAAGAUGACUCAUUUACAUGCUGGACUCAGUCCAGAGACUAUAGAGAAAGCCCGCCUGGAGCUCAAUGAAAACCCAGAUGUUUUGCACCAGGACAUCCAACAAGUCAGGGACAUGAUCAUCACAAGGCCUGACAUUGGAUUUUUACGUACAGAUGAUGCCUUCAUCUUGAGGUUUCUCCGAGCCAGAAAGUUUCACCAAACAGAUGCCUUCAGGUUACUGGCUCAAUAUUUUCAAUACCGUCAAAUGAAUCUGGAUAUGUUCAAAAAUUUCAAGGCUGAUGAUCCAGGGAUCAAACGGGCUCUGAUUGAUGGAUUUCCUGGAGUGCUGGAAAACAGAGAUCAUUAUGGUCGGAAGAUACUCUUGCUUUUUGCAGCCAACUGGGAUCAGAGUAGGAAUUCUUUCAUAGACAUUUUGCGGGCUAUUCUGUUAUCCUUAGAAGUUCUCAUUGAAGACCAAGAGCUUCAGAUAAAUGGCUUCGUUCUGAUUAUAGACUGGAGUAAUUUCUCCUUCAAGCAGGCCUCCAAAUUAACACCGUCUAUCCUCAAACUGGCCAUCGAAGGUUUACAGGACAGCUUUCCUGCUCGCUUUGGAGGCGUCCAUUUUGUGAACCAGCCUUGGUACAUCUAUGCCCUGUACACGCUAAUCAAGCCCUUUCUCAAAGACAAGACAAGGAAAAGGAUAUUCCUUCAUGGUAACAAUCUGAACAGCCUUCACCAGCUAAUACACCCUGACUGCCUGCCUUCAGAGUUUGGAGGGACACUACCUCCUUAUGACAUGGGUACAUGGGCUCGGACAUUGCUUGGCCCUGACUACAGUGAUGAAAAUGAAUACACUCACACAUCCUACAAUGCCAUGCAUGUGAAGCAUGCAUCUUCCAACGUGGAGAGGGAAUGCUCACCAAAACUCAUGAAAAGGUCUCAGUCGGUGGUGGAGCCUGGGACUUUGAAACAUGAAGAUCAGAAUGAAAAUGAGAACACCCAGCCUCUGCUGGCUCUAGACUGAGUUUGAAUGUACCCUGACAUGCCAACGUAUCACCAGACGUCAAUAGUAUAAGGAACCUAUGAAGCAAGAGACAGGUUUCACACACAUUAAAACACUCAUUCAGCUUGAAGUCAGGUACUCCAACUUUGCUGAGCAAGUAACGAUCAUCACCAGCCAUCUGUCUGUGUGGCCAAAGCCAAAGGGGAUAUUCCUUGUGGCCCAGAAUACUAGAGAGAAGAGUCUGAUUGUAAAACAGAGAAUGUGUUUGUCCCCAUCCCCUUUUUAUGAUGUAUAAAUAAUAACAGUGACUGAAACGAGAGGGACUGCUUUCUGUGUUCACACAGAUAUAUCAGCUGAGGUUAUCUAAGCAGGGAUGCACUCCAGUUUUUUAAAAUAAAAUUUAGACUAACAGAUGUUAAAGUAAAAGUGUCUUGAGUUUAAAUAUUGCAGUAACAGGCUUGAUACUUGCAGACCGGACAGAAUGCCUCUAAACCCCUAAGCCCUUACAGAGUCUCCCCUUUUUUUGUAAAAAUUGCUAAAAAAUCACCAGCAGAAAAAUUGUUCAGUUAAGAGCCCUUAGGGGAUGGGGCGGUCUACAAAUAUAAUAAUAAAUAAAUAAAU
Sphaerodactylus townsendi is the source of this 2062-nucleotide messenger RNA. It is a transcript of the gene CLVS1, whose product is annotated as clavesin 1. The transcript has 6 exons. The record is from RefSeq and is a predicted model, not a curated record. Bases 464 to 1462 code for a protein of 332 amino acids. Gene Ontology annotation, cellular component: membrane. Gene Ontology annotation, molecular function: phosphatidylinositol bisphosphate binding. Lineage: Eukaryota; Metazoa; Chordata; Lepidosauria; Squamata; Sphaerodactylidae.